GGCGAUACUGCAGUCUCCGCGUCCAUUCCGGCCGGGCGUCCAGACGUCCACCCUUUCUCGCUUCUCAGACCAUCGUCACCAUCCCUCCCCUCGGCCUCGCGUUCGCAGCGGUCAGCGCCUCCGAGAUGGAGCUCCACCUCUGCCUCCGUCUCCACGUGCGCCUCACUCCUGCCGCGAAGCCACCGCCGGCGCCCGCGGUGCUUCCAGUUCCAGCCUCCCGCCGCCUUCGGAUGGGUGGAAGCUACGGGGUUGCUCUUAGGCGGCACACAAGGCGUUCGAAUCGGGCAAUCCACACUUCCCUAGCCGACGGCGAGCAGGGUGUCGCUGUCGACGCUGUGAAGGAGAGGAGCGUCUCGGUGAUCCUGUUGUCUGGAGGCCAGGGAAAGAGAAUGGGGGCAAGUAUGCCAAAGCAGUAUCUACCUCUACUGGGACUACCAAUUGCAUUGCACAGUUUAAAAACAUUCUGUCAACUGAAGGAAGUCAAAGAAGUCGUGGUGGUGUGUGAUCCAGACUACAUUGAUGUAUUUGAAGGUUCUAUUAAGAACUUGCAACUACCUCUUAAAUUUGCACGCCCGGGAAAAGAGAGACAGGACUCCGUUUUUAAUGGACUUCAGGAAAUUGAUGGGGAUUCGGAACUAGUUUGUGUCCAUGAUUCUGCAAGGCCCUUAGUUUCUUCUGAAGAUGUAAAAAAGGUCUUAGAAGAUGCUGCAGUACAUGGAGCAGCUGUUCUUGGUGUGCCUGUUAAAGCUACAAUAAAGGAGGCCAAUAGUGAUUCUUUUGUCAUAAAAACUCUUGACCGGAAAACUCUAUGGGAAAUGCAAACUCCACAGGUCAUGAAGCCAAAUUUACUCAAAGAUGGUUUUGAGCUUGUUAAACGGGAUAACCAUGAAGUCACUGAUGAUGUAUCCAUUGUAGAAUAUCUAAAACACCCUGUCUAUAUCACGGAAGGCUCCUAUACAAACAUUAAGGUCACUACUCCUGAAGACUUGCUACUGGCUGAGCGCCUGAUGAAUGAGAAAUAGAGCUGACAUGCAAAAUUAACUGUUUGCUUGAUUUUAUAGACAUACGAUUUUGUAGCAGUACAGCAUUCACCCGCACUUCUACAGGUUUUGAAAACCCUCAUGCACGAGAUAACUGACUGCUUUGUAAACUUUCUGUCAUUCUUUCUAGAUAUAUCAAUAAAAAAUGGAACAAUUGUAU
Messenger RNA from Zea mays, 1200 nucleotides. RefSeq lists its product as uncharacterized. Gene Ontology annotation, molecular function: 2-C-methyl-D-erythritol 4-phosphate cytidylyltransferase activity. Gene Ontology annotation, biological process: isoprenoid biosynthetic process. The transcript is spliced from 12 exons. NCBI's taxonomy places the organism in Eukaryota, Viridiplantae, Streptophyta, Magnoliopsida, Poales, Poaceae. The record is from RefSeq and is marked provisional. Bases 126 to 1022 code for a protein of 298 amino acids.